This is a messenger RNA of Prinia subflava (tawny-flanked prinia), 9395 nucleotides long. RefSeq names its product p21 (RAC1) activated kinase 1 (gene PAK1). NCBI's taxonomy places the organism in Eukaryota, Metazoa, Chordata, Aves, Passeriformes, Cisticolidae. Gene Ontology annotation, cellular component: cytoplasm. Gene Ontology annotation, molecular function: ATP binding; protein serine/threonine kinase activity. The record is from RefSeq and is a predicted model, not a curated record. Bases 3339 to 4973 code for a protein of 544 amino acids. The transcript has 15 exons. Gene Ontology annotation, biological process: regulation of axonogenesis; intracellular signal transduction; regulation of actin cytoskeleton organization.
UCUCAGUACAGAAAUGGAGGACUAAGUGGCAAGUGGGAACGUGUACAGUGUGAUGCCUUAACCACUAAUCCAGAGUGAAACAACUGCAUAUAGUCCAACACUGAGAAAUGUUUUUGCAUAUGCUGGAUUUUCGACUUCUGUGCUAAGAUCAAAAGCCAGCUUUGCUAAGAUGGUGACCCUAGUUUUUACUCCUGUGUGUGAACUCAUUCUAGGCAGAGAAAUCCUAGCAAACCUUUCUCCAGGAUGGUAGGAGGUGCAUGUCCAUGUUCAAUAUGCAGCAGAGAUAAUGUGCUAUUUGUAUACAAUUUGGAAGUGAUUUUACCUUCUGUUGUGAUGGGUAAUACAUACCAUCUAACAUCAGGAUAUAUAAGAUAGGAACCAGAUGCUACUCUGUGCUAGUCAGGUGUUCUGGCCCUUUUUUUAUUUUUCACUUUGCUUUUCUGGCACUAAACCUCCCUAAAACUUACUGAGGAAAUGAAAGAUUGUUGCUGUCGUGCUUUUGUGUGUUUGUUUAGCAAAAAUAUUUGUGCAUCAUAGAUUUGUGUCCAGAAACGCAUUCCUCACUGCUUUAGUGUACUGCAUUAUCUGGACAAAAUGAAAAGGAAAUAGUUGUGAUUUGAAAGUGUUUUACAUACAUUUUGCAGAGCUGUACAAACUUAUAUGACAUAUAGGGCAGUGAUGAAUCAUAGUCUGUCUUCUUCUUCACUUCACACCACUAUAUCAACAUUACUUUGCUGGAUUGAUUUCUGAUUUACUGGGUAAGAAACCUCCAGGCAGCAGUGUGCUGACCCACCAUCACCUUCAGUUUUGCUUGCUGGUGCUUGCUGUUUCUGCAUCUUCACAGUAAGAUAUUCAGCUGAGGAACUUUGUAAUUGUGUGUUGUAUAACCAUAGGACUCCAUUUUUCUUUUUGUCUUUUUGUCUUCCCCGCUACUGAGGCCUAGAGGCCUGUAAUUAGUUAUCAAGUCAUUCAUGAACUCUGGUUUCUUCCAUGUGGGCUGAGUCCAAUUUGUCUCUGUUUGCUUGAGCAGAUUAAAUGAGUGCACAGGUUAAUGCAGGUGACUAAGUGGGCACAUCCUAACAAGUUACUGUCCCUCAGCUAAGCUUCAGCUCCUGUGAUUUCACAUGCUCUUGUGUUCCUCCUGCAUCGUGUCAGCCAAGAUAUUAGGGGAUUUCAUCUGGCUAAAAACAGCUAGGAAAACUCCUAGGUGGACCAGUUCUUUGAUCCCUUCCAUUACAUAGCUGCACAAAUAGCUGUGUUGGCACGGUGCAGGGACUAGCUCAGGAACAGAGAUGCACAGCAAAGUAGGAACUGUUGAUACUGGUGCUGCUGACAGAGAAGAAAUCAUCAGGCAGUGCCCUAUGGCAACUGUACUGCUUGCUCUGCUAUGUGUCUGAAGGGGAGGAAAAUGCAGUUCUUAUGUGAUCACUGCAAAAUCGAUUGUUCAACAGAGUUGGUCUUUGAGGCUAGGGUUUGGUGCCAGGCUUCUUCCCACAGAACACAGAGGUGUAAGAAAUCCACUUUGUCCUCCAUAUUGGAAAAGGGCCAUCUGACUUUAACCUGAGUGCAAGGCAGGAUGGAUCCUUUCCCUGAAAACCCCUGAACACUUAGCUCUGAGUGCUUGGAAAUGCAAAUAAAAUGAUUUACAUUUCCCUCAUUCCUUUCUCAAGUACUGAAUUCUGGUUUGCAGUGGUAGCUUACUAUCCUAUUCUUAUGCUGUUUAUGGACAUCUUCCUCCUUUGGUUUAGGAACUCCCUCUGAAAUAUCCAGCAAUAGUUUCAGACAAAGGAGUCUUGAACUUUGGGUAAAUUUGGGUAAACUCCUAAGUAUUGUAAUUCCUGGAUGUCUCAUUUGGAUUCCACAUUACUGCAGAGUAGGAAUAUAGCAAAAUGUAAGGAUUCUUAAAGUUUUGGUGAGAUCCCUUGGCAGCAAAUAUACAAAGGUUUAAUUGAAAGAAUUUCUGAACUGAGUUAACCUGUGUAUUGAUUGUCCUCUCUCAGUUCAGUUGUCUCUUCUCAGGGCUGAACAUGCCCAGCUCCCUCAGCCUUUCCUCAUAAGAGAGAUGCUCCUGACCUCCCAUAAUAUUUGUGGCUCUCUGGACUUUGGGCAAACACUGGAGUCAUAAAACCCACUCCAGGAGCCCCAAGUCUCUCUUGGACUGAGGAGCCGGGCACAGGUGCCAGGACAGGCAGCCCUCACCAGGGCUCAGCAGAGUGCAGUGCACCAGGUGUACACGGACCAGGCCUUCAGUCAAACACUGCAAUUACCUGAUUUAUCCAUUCUCCCUGUGGUUGAAUGAAUGUAUUUGGUAAAACAUCUUGUCUUACAGGCAUGUUUAUGGAGUAUUUUGGACUGUGCUCUUGCCUGGCUUCAAAAUUGAUUUUUUAAAAUAGUCAGGGUGCAUCCACAUUUCUAAAAAGGUGUUGGGAUUUCAAGCAUGCUACAAAAGGAAGUCACUCUUCAACUCUUAGUUCAGGGCCAAAGCGUAACUCUUGGGAUUUAACUCCAGCUUUAGUGAAGCCUCCUUUAUGGAUCCAGCAUUUAAGCUGAUCUGUAGGUUUUUGCCUCAGUUCCCCUUCCGCCCCAGCAGCAAUCCUGUAAGCUCCCAUGUAUCUCUGGGAUUCUUGACAGAGUCUGAUCCUGUCUUUGAAGUGAUGUGACUGAUACAUAUUACCCUGAACUACAUAAAACCCUUUAUGUUGCAACCAGACUCCGGCCAGACGGUGCUUGAGGGAGCUCAUGCAGUCUGCCUGUGAGUGCAUUGGAAUCCAAUGUUAAACGGAUCCGACAGAGGGAAGUGCUUCCAAGUGUGCAAUUCCACAGCAGGUUCAGCUGAAAUCAGCUCUGUGGCAUUCCCACUCUCCCUAUCAGUCCCAGACUUGAAUUCUCGCUUCCUCCAUUUGUUUACUUUUGCGAUGUUAAUUUUCUGCUGGUUUAGCUCCCAAACAAACUUAUCACGGGAACUGAUAAAUGUUGGUACAAGGGGGAAGGGCGAGACGUGGCAGCGCUGCCUUAAUCUGUGGUGUGUAGGGGCACGCUGUCUCGGUGUAAAGCUCGUCUCCCUUUUGCCCGUAUCUCCCCGCUUCCCUUCACCAUUCCACCUUCGUUCCUCCAGAGAGCGCGUCCCAAGAGCACCGCAGCAUGCCCGAGCCCUCUCCUCGAGAGCCCUGCGCUGUAGGUGCGCUCAAACCCCUCCUCUUUUCCUCUCCAGGCACGGCACAAGCGCUGAGCCGAAAACUCCUCUUAACUAGGGUGACAAGUUUCCAGCGAGCUUUGGAUCACGGCGAGCGGGAACACCCGGAUCCCGGCAAUAUAAGUAACGGCCUCCCCAGCUGAAGAUGUCUAACAAUGGAGUUGAAACAGAAGACAAACCACCUGCUCCUCCAAUGAGAAAUACCAGCACUAUGAUUGGAUCGGGAAGCAAAGACCCUGGGACUUUAAACCAUGGCUCAAAACCUCUGCCUCCCAACCCAGAAGAAAAGAAGAGGAAGGAUCGAUUUUACCGAUCUAUUUUGCCGGGAGAUAAAACCAACAAGAAGAAAGAGAAAGAGAGGCCGGAGAUCUCCCUCCCUUCAGACUUUGAACACACGAUUCAUGUGGGGUUUGAUGCAGUCACAGGAGAAUUCACAGGAAUGCCGGAGCAAUGGGCGCGUCUGCUGCAGACUUCCAACAUCACCAAGUCGGAGCAGAAGAAGAACCCCCAGGCAGUGCUGGAUGUGUUGGAGUUUUACAACUCCAAGAAGAUCUCCAACAGCCAGAAGUACAUGAGUUUCACAGAUAAAUCAGCAGAGGAUUACAAUUCAUCUAAUACAUUGAAUGUGAAGGCUGUCUCUGAGACCCCUGCAGUGCCCUCAGUGUCUGAAGAUGAGGACGAUGAAGAUGAUGCAGCUCCACCCCCUGUGAUAGCUCCGCGACCUGAACACACCAAAUCUAUAUACACCCGCUCGGUGAUAGACCCUCUUCCUCCGCCUACCAGAGAUGUGGCCACCUCUCCUAUUUCUUCUCCGUCGGAAAACAGCACAACAGCGCCCGACAUGCUGGUCAGGAACACGGAGAAGCAAAAGAAAAAGCCAAAAAUGUCAGAUGAAGAGAUACUGGAAAAAUUAAGAAGUAUCGUGAGUGUCGGCGACCCAAAAAAGAAGUACACGAAUUUUGAGAAGAUUGGACAGGGAGCCUCAGGUACAGUUUACACAGCAAUAGAUGUAGCUACAGGACAGGAGGUUGCAAUCAAACAGAUGAAUUUGCAGCAGCAGCCCAAAAAAGAACUGAUUAUUAAUGAGAUCCUUGUGAUGAGGGAAAACAAAAACUCCAACAUUGUCAACUACUUGGACAGUUACCUUGUAGGAGAAGAGCUCUGGGUGGUGAUGGAGUACCUGGCGGGAGGCUCCCUAACCGAUGUCGUGACGGAGACCUGCAUGGACGAGGGACAGAUCGCCGCCGUGUGCCGGGAGUGUCUCCAAGCCCUGGAAUUCCUCCAUUCAAACCAAGUUAUUCACAGAGACAUCAAGAGUGACAACAUCCUGCUGGGAAUGGAUGGCUCUGUCAAACUAACUGACUUUGGCUUCUGUGCCCAGAUCACUCCUGAGCAGAGCAAACGCAGCACCAUGGUGGGCACGCCAUACUGGAUGGCACCUGAAGUGGUGACACGGAAAGCGUACGGGCCCAAAGUGGAUAUCUGGUCUUUGGGGAUCAUGGCCAUCGAGAUGAUCGAAGGAGAGCCCCCCUACCUCAAUGAGAACCCUCUGAGAGCCCUGUAUCUCAUUGCUACCAAUGGGACUCCAGAACUGCAGAAUCCAGAGAAACUUUCACCCAUAUUCCGAGACUUCUUGAAUCGCUGUCUUGAAAUGGACGUGGAAAAGAGAGGUUCUGCAAAGGAGCUGCUACAGCACCAGUUCUUGAAAAUUGCAAAGCCUCUAUCCAGUCUCACUCCUCUGAUUAUUGCAGCUAAGGAGGCAGCCAAGAACAACCAUUAAAGUGGUGAAGUCAACACAGCCAUCAUGUCAAGACUUUCAGCUGUUCAUUUCAGAGACUGAAUUACUCGCCCUUCUCCCCUUGUGCUCCUUCUUCACAGGGGUGUACUUAAAACUUUGACUUGCCCUGAAGGGUGGUGGAGGCAUUGUCCACUGUGUGUGGAAGGGCACACAAAGGGGUGUGGCCGAUCUUACAUGGUGAAUUGUCCUUCCAUCCUCCUGAUGGGGAUGAGAGGGGAAGAACAUUUUGUAUGGGUGAGGAGAUCUUUCUGAGAGCGUCUGAACCUGACCUACAAGUAGCGAAGCCAGUUUGUUCUCAUAUUUCUUAUGGUGUUUAUUUUUUAAAAUAAUGUGGAGCCUUAUACCAUGUUCAUCUUAAUAAAUUAAAUCUUCUGCUGGCUGCACUUUGCCUGCUUCUGCCAAGCUGCUAUUGCACCACGGAGGCUGCUCUGUGCUUUGGAUGACUCGAGGAGGGAAGGAAGCAGGCAGCAGCAUUGUGAACAGCUCUCAGCUGAGAGGGGAACGAGGGAGUGAAGGUGCAUCCCUGCUGCAGCACUGCUGGAUGCUUUGAGGAAGCAUGGACAACACCUCUGUGUGCUUCCUGCAGCCGCUGAAGAACUUCAUUCAUGGAUGAUCUCUUCACCAAAUUGUGUGAACUGCCUCCUACUCCCCCCUUCCCCCUUUAGUGGCAACUCUUACUAGUUAAACAAAUCUCAAAUUUUUUUUUUUUGUUGUUCUAGGAAAUAAGUCACAGGAAAGAAAAUGACAGAGAGCUCUUUUAGGGUUAUUUUAUCAGCGCUGUGAGGCUUUUUAGAGAUGCUGCCCUGUGUGAUUAACAAGCAGAGCAAUUGCUAUCGUAAAGACAAGAUUUGCCUGCAAAAUAUUUUGACAACUCAUGUUUCUUAGUGGAAGUCCAAUGGAAAACAAACUGAUAAUAGAUGCUGCUUUCUCCAUGGAGAUGUGGGGACACAAGUUUUUUGAAACAAUGGUUUCUUUAUGCUACUGAUUCUUUGGGUUGCCAAUAGUCUGUAAAACAACAGGAAACCUGGAACUACUAGAAGAGGGACUGGUUGUAAACACUGGGCUUAUGUAUAACUGUAUACUGAUUUUAAAUAAAGUGUCUGCUGCAUUUCUUAACUUUGGGCUAGAGAAGAACUGGAGAAUUCACUGUCACCAGGCAAGUCUGUCAUUGCUCAUAUGGUCAGCAGCUUCUUCAGUGUGUUGGAUGAAGUAAUUUAACCUUGUUUCUUUUCCCUUCUUCUGCAGUCCUUUGGGAUAGUGAGUGACUCCCAAGGGCAUAACUACCCAUAGAGAAAAUUGAUACAAAAAAAUGUGUAUUGUAACUGUGGGAGCUCCUUUCUCUGUACUGCUUUGGUCACAUAUGGGGUGAGUUUAAACCUAUUCUGGAGUAACCUCUCUCUUUCUGCUGGACAGAAAUUCAUUCCUUCCUGCUGAGACCCACUGCUGGCUCAGCCCUUUCCUCCCUGGACCUGGACUUUAAUUAAAUAUAUUUUUCUGAUUGGCUCCACAGUCCAUGACAGCUAUUACACCAACGUUACUGGGUGUAGGUAUCUUGUGAGUUCUUUUGCUUCUGAGGGGCCUUCACCCAUCCUUUGUGCUGCAGGGCGGUCACUGUUUGACACAAGGCUGAGGGGUGAAGUCUAUUGCCCAAAUUCUCAGUGUCUCCCCCUCUGUGUAUGUGUAUUUCAUUCCCCAGUAUUGUUAAGUUUCCUCUCACAAAGCUUGUAUCCAAGGAUGAAUUCCUUGGGCAAAACGUUCCAGCUGCCAGCCCGGAAAGGGAUAUGAUCUAUUGAAGAGCUCAUCUGCUUGGAGCUUAGAUGGAGAUUGUGGAAUGGAAGGCCACUAUGCUUGAAUAAUUCCCUCUGAAAAGGACUUUUUAUUCCCUCUGGAAGACUCAGGAUGGCAUAUGUGGGAGGAAUAGAAUUAGUGGCUAGAUCUCUCUUGAUGUAAAAUCUCAUUUGACUGACAGAUUUGGCAAUUGAGUAUUUUUCAGACAGCGCAGGGUUCAAUUUGAUCCACAAUGUGUUUAAUGUCCCUGACUUCUCUUUGAUUCCUUUCCCCACUCCCUUCUCUGCAUCUCAUUGAGAUGAGAACCUUAAUGUAGAUGCGUUCUAUCUGUGAGCUUGUACAGGAGUUUAUUUUUCUGCAGCAAGAUUUCUGCUAAACUUCCCCAAACAAGAUGGAAAAGGUUAUUUUUAUGUGUUUUAAGUUGCUCUUCUGGAUCGUCUAUUGCGCAAUGGAAAGGGAUCAACAGUGACUGUGUAUCCCUCCUCUUACAAUGUGCUUCUGUCUCGUGGACUUCCCCGUGGACUCGGUCCUGCCUGGUUUCUGUUGGCUGCUGGAGAGGGGUGUUGCCAAAAGCCUUUCUUUCUGCCGGGAAAAGCUGCAAGACUGUGCCCAAGCUUGUGUGUCAUCUUGUCCCAGGCUGUUUGGUCCCCACUUGUGAUGGGUAGGUGGGAAAAGGAGCUGAUUGCUGCAGUGUGCCUGGACCUAGUUUCUAGUUACCAGGUACAUCAUGUUUUUAUGUUCCCAGAAAAUCUUUUUUAAAAAAUGUGAUUAGCCUAACCUUAGGAUAAUGGGUUUAUUUUGUUCUAGUUGUUCUGAAAUGCAUCCUUUUCUCCCCUCUCCUUUUGUGUGUGAGCCGCCCAGCACCAGCACCUCUGUCAGCUUUUGAAGAACCCUUCCUGUCUACAGCACACUCCUGUCAACAGAGGGCUCUUAAAUAGCAACUUUUUGACUGAAGAAAUAAUCUCCAGGGCUUAUUUUUCUUAGAACAUCUUGUCCCUGCUGUUACUUGAAAGUGACUCCAACAGGACAGUUUCUUUUGUGCCUUUUUCCCCCCUAGCUUUCUCUUAUGAACUGAUUUGCCUGAGUUGAAACCAUUUUUAAUCACAGCCCUUAAUUAUUAAUUUGCCUGCUAAUAUUAAAGUUCUGUCUCGCAUAUUAGAACAUUAAAUAUUCAAUUGUUUUGACUGUCUUUUCAGAAAAUUGAUUUCCUUUUUGAGAGAUGUCAAGCAAUCUUAUACCAGAAAUAAUUUCAUAUCCUACAGUUUACAAAGGGCUUGGUGGAGGGAGAGGCUAAAACACCUAUUCUUUUCUUAAACGCAGAGAUUGUCAUAUUUAAGUAUCAACUGGUAUCUUCAAUAAGACUUUUCCUAUGUUUCAAGAGAGGGCGUUGAUUUGUAUUACUUUAGCUAUUAGGGUUUUUUAGGGUUUAGAGGUUUUUUAAACAAACAAUUUGACUUGGGUCCAAGAGUUUGUGUGUGAGAGGGGUAUGGAGACCAUGUGGGAAGAAGCCAGGUUAUUUGGACAACACUGUCAGGCACAUGGUGUGCUUCUUGGUGUUGUCCUGUUCAGGGCCAGGAGUUGGACUCAAUGAUCCUUUCAGAUCCCUUCCAACUCAGGAUAUUCUGUGAUUCUACGAGGCUGAGAGUGAAAAGCCAGGACAGGAAUGGAGGGCACAGCAGAAGUGGCUGAUUGCAGUAGCACACCUUUAGCCAUCCCUGAAAUGUCUUCACUGAAUGGAUGUGUUUUUAAAGAGCAUAAAUCUGACUGGUUUGUUGCUACAGGCACUUCUUUAGGGCAGGCAUUAUGCUUCUACCAAACUGCCUUCCCCUUUUAAAUAAAAGGGGUGCAGGGAUUUCUCCAGCCAAGGAGGCUCCUUGAGAAAGGAGGUUUCCAUGGAGACACUUACUUGACUUAAACGAUCUGGCUGAGGCUUGAGAAGAGGUUUGGUGGGUAGACACCACAUCGGCACAAAAGCCACUCUUUUGCAAAGCAGCUGGAGUUGCUGCAGUGUUUUGUUGCCAACUUGAUGCCCCUUUACAGGGGGUUGGUUUUGAAAGAGUGGUGAGAAUGUUGCCUGGUCAGGAUUGUGAGGUGUACAGAAGUGUGGCUUUUCUCAGCUGAGAUCUCUGUUAGUGUAUACUGAUCUAUCUGUCUCAAAAUGCUGCGGCUUGGUGUAAGUAGGGCACGUUUGCAGCAGAGUGCUGUGCACGAAAGGAUUGCAAUGGUCUGUAGGAGGUGCUUCCUUUCUUAGAACCCACCCUUCUUGGCUCACAGCAAAAAAUUUCUUCUGACCACUUUCCAAGAAUAAUAUUUGUUCAAAGCCCACUCCCAAUUAAGAGCUUAGUCCAUUUGUCUGGUGAAAGACCACAUCUUCAGUGUUAAAAUUGAUAAAGGUGAACUGAUUAUCUGCUCACCUAUCCCCCAUAAAAUGGUAAGAUUUUUUAAUAGCUUCUUACUUAGCUGCAAUAGAGCCUGUAAAUGUAUUUUGGGGUCAUAAGUCCAGCUGGGUGGAGCAUAUGAAUGCUGUAGGAUUUCACAGUUUGUUGCAAAUGACGUCUCACGGUGGCAAAGGUGGGAUCUUGGAGAAGCAGCUGCCAGCUUUGACAGGGGAUGGCC